AAGAGCAAUUAAAGGUGAUAAACGUUGUGAGGCCUCAGCUAUCCAUUCUCAAAGCGGCUGACAGGUAAGUUGUGGAUCAACUGAGACGCUCAGAGGUAUGUCUAUGGCUCUGUUUCAUGCAGGUAUAUUGGGUAUUUUUGGCCAAAGACUGUUUUAUAUACCUAUGGGAUGUAAGGUGAAUUGAAUCGUGCUCUCCUCCAAGCUUGCAAUGUCUCUCAGUGAAGCUUACAGCUCACAGAGUGAUAAGAUGCCGAUUGAAACACAUGUGCUAGCCUUGGGUGCUCAUCCCUCUUGGGUUGGCAUGGAAGGGAAGAAUCAAAAAAAGCAAACGCACAGAAAAUGAAGCACAUAGUUAAAUGAAGCAGGGUUGCCAACUGUCAUACAUCCGGCAUAACACUUUCAAAUUUACGGCAAAUCUAUAUUAUUCCAUUAUAAACCUAAAAUUAGCAACAUCAAAAGUGUUGGGGUACUUUGCAAACCCUACAGAUUAUUUACAAGGUAAUAAAACUGCUGCAUACAUGUAAAUGCGUGUGCAUGGGCAUGCAGACUUGACUCGAACUGGAAAGCUCACACCAGCCAACUGACCAAAGUUGGCAACCCUGCAUAAAGUGAGAUAAUGAUAAAUGUAACGGCGAAAGUUAUUAGCAAUGUAAGGCUAAAUGUAACACUAGGGUGCUAGAAACGCUAAAUGUACUAACAUGGCUGAUGGUAGCGUAAGGCCAAGUGUAACACAAGGUUAUUAGCAAUUUUACGGUUAAAUGUAACACAAGUUUUGUAGUAAUGUAAGGGUAAGUGUAAAGCAAAGGUAUUAGCAAUGCAAGGCUAAAUGCAGCACAAUUCUAUUCAUAACGUAAGACUGAAUGUAACGCUAAGAAACAUAACGCUAAAUGUAACAACGUAGCUAAUUGUAAUGUAGGGUUACCAGAAACGUAAGGUUGAAAGGCUAAACUGUGGUGUUUGCUGUCUGUUCUCCUCAGGGACUAUGAACGUGUCUAGUAGCCUGGAGCAGAAUGUACGUCUGCUAGAUAAAGUGAAAGCAGGCAUCCACUGGGGGAGCUUCAUCACCACCACUGUCUUCAGCUAUAUGGUGGUGACCAUAGUGCACAGGACGCCUAGGCUGAGGAACAAGCUACAUUAUGUCCUGCUGUGCCAGCACUGCUUCUGCAUAUCUGGCUUCAACGUGACGGGAGCACUGCUGCACACGAUGCUGUCCCUGCACAUGGCCAUGCCCCGUAUCGUGUGCUGGCUGCUGUUCGGCUCGCAGGUGGCGCUAGCCCGCGGCCUGAUGCUAACGCUCACCCUGAUGGCUCUGAACAUCUGCCUGUGUGUGUGCUGGCCACUGCGUUACCGAGAGAUUGUCCACACCGUGAAGAACAAGGCCAUAAUGGGCGCCUGGCUGCUGGCCUUGCUCAGCCCAGUGGUGUUCACGGGCAUGGCCUGCGCUGAGGCCCAGGAGGGAUACCUCACCGAGCUGGACCCCGCCUGCCACACACCCAUGGAGGGCUGGGCCUCACUGCUGAGUGCUGCAGUGCUGCUUGGACUGCUCACUUUGCUCAUCAUGCUCAGUUACGUUCUCAUUUAUAAGGAGGGUCGCCGGGUGGGACACUUCUCUGACGCCAACUCCAGGGGCUGCCGCACCAUCCUCAUCCACGGCCUACAGAUCAGCCUGCACAUCCUGCCCGGCAUGCUUAUCAUCGCCAGACUCAGGCUGGGUCUGGUCGGCGCACUGGUUGUAUUUGUGGUCUUUUCCUUGGCUCAGUCAGUCAGUCCCGUCGUCUACGGUCUGCGAUGCCAGGAGAUCAGGACCCAGCUUCCGCGCUUCUUCCCAUGUUGGACUCAGAGAUGCAGCAAGAGCAGCAACAUGGACAUGAGCAUGGAUGACAAUGGGGACAACAGCAUGGGAAUCAACAUGGGCAACAACAUGGGAAUCAACAUGGGCAACAACAUGGGAAUCAACAUGGGCAACAACAUGGGAAUCAACAUGGGCAACAACAUGGGAAUCAACAUGGGCAACAACAUGGGAAUCAACAUGGGCAACAACAUGGGAAUCAACAUGGGCAACAACAUGGGAAUCAACAUGGGCAACAACAUGGGAAUCAACAUGGGCAACAACAUGGGAAUCAACAUGGGCAACAGCAUGGGGAACAAUUUGCAAAUCUGA
Paramormyrops kingsleyae is the source of this 2161-nucleotide messenger RNA. NCBI's taxonomy places the organism in Eukaryota, Metazoa, Chordata, Actinopteri, Osteoglossiformes, Mormyridae. The record is from RefSeq and is a predicted model, not a curated record.